AUGGCCGGAUGUGAUAUGCCUCAACCAAGAGCAAGACUCCGCUGUCUCCGCAAUAAGGACGCUCAGGAAUUGGCAGAAAUAAGGGAAGAAGGUUUACGUGCAGCACUUGACUGGAGACCAAGUAUUGAUGGAGUAUUUAUACCAAAACACCCACGAGAACUACUGGGAGAAAACGUGACAUCCGGGCUUCGAUAUAUGGUAGGUGCUACCUCCCAUGACGGAAGCAUCUUCACACUUCCUUUAGCAGGGAAUCCCCCUACUGUUGCCCAGCAACGCUUCAUUCUCGAAACUUAUGCAUCACUGCUAUAUCAGUUUAAGAUGGAAAGUGCAGAAGUCGCUGUUGCUAGGUCUUCUCUUAAUGAAUACGGUCUCAUUCAAGACCCCAUGGAUCCUUUGGAUAUUCUGACUCGGGCGGUGCAGCUAAUCACUGACCUUUUCUAUGGAAUGCCAGCAGAGGAGUCGGCAAGAUUGAACGCAGCCGGAGGUACCAAAACGUAUAGAUACCAAUUGUCAGUCCGUCUUGGCUAUCCACCUUCUUUCUUACCAAAGGCUGCUUUUGUAGGAGCUGAACAUUAUGAUACAGCCAUUUUGUACUAUGGCGUGUUUGAACAGCAUCCGGAUGUAUAUAACUUGACAGCUGAGGAAUUGGAGCUUGGAAGAAACAUCAGGCGCUACAUAGCCAACUUUGCCAAAAAUGGUGACCCAAAUGUUGGAUACGCGGUCAGCGUCCAGUGGCCAGUCUAUACAGCGUCUUCCAGACAAUUCAUCAAUCUAGACAUACCCACCACCAUAGAAACAUUCGAUAGGGAGCGCCAGUAUCUGUUUGCAACCGAGGUACUUCCGGCCAUAGUGAGAGUGGGUAAAGAGGCUGACACGGUGGACACACGACCUCGUCAAUCCCAACCAUGCUCUAGGGGAAUUUGGAGAACAUAUCGGACACCCAGUGUCCUCAGUCGUUGGUAUUUCAAGCGGUUGAUGAGGAAUGGUUAG
Messenger RNA from Lingula anatina, 990 nucleotides. RefSeq names its product fatty acyl-CoA hydrolase precursor, medium chain-like. Lineage: Eukaryota; Metazoa; Brachiopoda; Lingulata; Lingulida; Lingulidae. The record is from RefSeq and is a predicted model, not a curated record.